Acaulospora morrowiae is the source of this 542-nucleotide messenger RNA. NCBI's taxonomy places the organism in Eukaryota, Fungi, Glomeromycota, Glomeromycetes, Diversisporales, Acaulosporaceae. The record is from the annotation of a GenBank genome assembly.
UAAUACAUUCAUUAUGUUUACUUAAUGAUCUAUAUCCAAAUGUCUAUUUGGCUGAAAUAAUGCAAAUUUUACCCCGAACCCUCAGUGUUUCGUUCUCGGUACUAUGCCUUUUGAGUAUUCUAUACUCUACGUAUGAUUUCGAAUUUAGGUCUUUUUCAUCAAUAGAAUCGAUUACAAAUGGUUCAUUUCUACGAAAUGCUCGUCGCAUAGAUAUAAUUUGCAUUUCGCUUAUACUAUUACCACUUUUCAUAUUCAUCCCGCUGGCGUAUUUCACUGGUCACUACGCCGAUAUUAGCCAAAUGAGGGUCGCGAACAUACUAUUCACGAUUCAUUACGUUGUAUGGUUGAUAUUUGGCAUCUUUUAUUUGGCUGUAUGGAUAUUGUUUUGGAAUCGAUUCGUUGCCGUUGAAGACAUGAACCGUACGAAUAGAAAGCAGAUCCCAUACAAUUUGGAUUUAUGGCAUAAAUAUUGUUUACCUCAUAUUCUGGAACUACUACGCGCCUUUUCUCAUCCAUAUAAGCCAAUGGGUGAUGAUUUAUAA